GCCUGCUGAGGAGGGUCUUGCUCACCCACCUGCACAAGGACCAUGUGUGACCAGCAACCCAUUCAGUGUUGUGCGUCAAUACCCCAGUGCUGUGUCAAGGGUUCCUCCUUUGGUCCCUCACAGUUUCCCUAUGCCAACAACCAGGUGCUGGUGGAAGCUCCAUGUGAGAUGCAAAUUCUGGAAUGUGCUGCACCAUGCCCAGUUCAAGUUUCUCAGACUCCGUGCCAGUCCAGUACCACUGAAGUGAAGGGUCAGGCUCCAUGUAAGACCACCAAAGUUAAAUGCCAGGCCCCGUGCCAGUCAAAGACCACCCAGGUGAAAUGUCAGCCUAAGAUCACUGAGAUAAAGUGCCAGGCUCCCUGCCAGACUCAGGUUUCCUGUGUUCAAUGUCAGGUUCCAUGCCAACCUCAGGUUUCGUACGUACAAGUCCUACAACCUCCUCAGACUUGCUAUGUAGAGUCUGCUCCAGUGUACUAUACAGAAACUCGUUAUGUGGAAUAUCCGGUUUCAACCUACGUGCCUGCUCCAGCUCUGCAGCCUGCCUACACUUAUGUAGAAUGUCCCACAGUGGGCCAGGGCCAGGGAAGUUUCUCCACUCAGUACCAGUAUCAGGGCUCCUAUGGUAGCUGCACUCCUCAAUCACAGUCACGGGGUUCUUAUAGCAGCUGUGGUCCACAGCGUCAUUCUCAGGCUUCCUACAGUUACUGUGAGCCCCAAUUUCAGUCUGGGUCCUCUUACACCAACUGUGGCCCCCAACGCCAGUCACAGGCUUCCUAUGGUAGCUGCACCUCCCAACUCCAGUCUCGAGCAUCCUACAGCAACUGCUCCUCCCAGCGUCGGUCUGGGGCUUCCUUUAGCACCUGUGCACCUCAAUGCCAGGCCCAGGGCACCUACGGAAGCUUCACUGCACAGCGAAGGUCUCAGAGUACCAGUCGAUGCCUCCCUCCUCGUCAGCUCCAGCCUUCUUAUCGAAGCUGCUCUCCACCAAGACAUUCUGAGCCCUGUUAUAGCAGCUGCCUGCCGUCCAGGUGCUCUUCAGGUUCCUACAACUAUUGCACUCCACCCCGUCGCUCAGAGCCCAUCUAUGGCAGUCAUUGUUCUCCUCGGGGCCGCCCUUCAGGCUGUUCUCAAAGAUGUGGACCCAAAUGCAGGAUAGAGAUUUCCUCCCCUUGCUGCCCAAGGCAGGUUCCCCCACAGAGGUGUCCUGUCCAGAUUCCUCCCAUCAGAGGAAGAUCCCAGAGCUGUCCUCGGCAACCUUCUUGGGGUGUCUCCUGCCCAGACCUGAGGCCACGUGCAGAACCACACCCAUUCCCAAGGUCUUGUAGGCCACGGCGUCUUGAUCGGUCUCCAGAAUCAUCAUGGCAGCGAUGCCCAGUUCCUGCACCACGUCCAUAUCCACGUCCAGUGCCAUGCCCAAGUCCAGAACCUCGCCCACACCCUCGUCCAGUGCCUUGCCCAAGUCCAGAACCUCGCCCACGCCCUCGUCCAGUGCCAAGCCCAAGUCCAGAACCUCGCCCACGCCCUCGUCCAGUGCCAUGUCCAAGUCCAGAACCUCGCCCACGCCCUCGUCCAGUGCCAAGCCCAAGUCCAGAACCCUUCCCACGUUCUCGUCCAGAGCCAUGCCCAAGUCCAGAACCUCGCCCAUUUCCUCCAUUGCGGCGAUUUUCAGAACCCUGUCUGUAUCCAGAACCAUGCUCAGUUCCUCAACCAGUGCCACAUCCAGCACCGCGCCCGAUGCCACGUCCGCGUCCAGUUCACAGUGAGAAUACAGAUCCUUGUCCACAGCCCUGUCCUCAUUCACAACCUUGUCCACAUCCAGAGCCAAUGCCAAGUCCAGUGCCCUGUUCCAGCCCAGAACCCUGUGGGCAACCCAUUCGUUGUCCCAAUCCCUGCUCAGGUUCCAAUCCCGUUCCUCACCGCCAAGAACUAGGCUGUCAUGAAUCUAACCCAUGUCGCCUGGAUACUGAAGGCCCGAGAUGUGGCUCAUACAGCUUCAGCCAGCGGCAAGAGAGUAAUGGCAGCUGUGAAUCUGGUGAUGUCUUUUCAGGAUCACACUGUCUAAGUGGUUGUGGAGACCAGGGAAACACCUAUGGUGGGAGGAACUGUGGGGCUUAUGGUGGAGCAAGGGGAGCCUACUUUUAAACAAAAAUAUAGCCCAAAUGCUCCUACAUUAGGUUUUUUAGAGUAUUUCCAACUCUCAUCUGGUUUAAUCUUUCCAUAGACAUUGAGGUGUUCCCUGCUUCACAGUUGUUAUUCAAAUUCCUUUCAUGUCACCUCAGGUUCUACACCUGACUCUCUGACAUCAUUCCAGCCUUGUGUUUCACUCCUCCUCUUCACACAGCUUUAAUUCUAACUAGACCAGCUUGGCUACUAGGAUACUCUUUGGGUGUUCCUCCUGACAGUCUCCAGAUGCUCUUGUCUCUGCAGAGGCUUCCUCAGCAUGAAUCAUUUCUCAGCUAUUUCUCAGGAUCCAAAAUUGUGCCCAUCUUUCAAUAACUUCUUGAAUCUUGUUGCUAUUGUCUGUUUCCAUCCAUAAGAGCCUACUCUGACUUCCUAGGGUUCACUACCCCUAACAUCAUUCAUUUAGAAAGUGCUCUUCAACAUUCUUGAAUUAUUAAAUUUUCUUUGCAGUUACUGCUGUUUCUGCCCAACUGGAUUGUAAACUUUCAUGUAAGUGGAGUCAGUAUAUUGUUAAAUAUCUGUGCCUAUCUUAGGUCAGGUAAUAGUUGAACAAGGUUGUGGUUGGCAGCUUGAAUCAUGUUCUGUCCUGUUGGGAAAGUUUAGGAUCUGGGACAAUAGGAGGAUACAUAACAAUAAAAACUGGAUAUAUUC
Grammomys surdaster is the source of this 2832-nucleotide messenger RNA. RefSeq names its product keratinocyte proline rich protein (gene Kprp). The transcript is spliced from 2 exons. Lineage: Eukaryota; Metazoa; Chordata; Mammalia; Rodentia; Muridae. Bases 43 to 2142 code for a protein of 699 amino acids. The record is from RefSeq and is a predicted model, not a curated record.